UGGAAACAUGCUCAUAUCUCUUAUCUUUGGGUCUAACUGGAGGCUUUUACAGCAUAGUGGACUACCUCUCUCCGGCGGCUCACUUCGGCGGAAAUGUUACGGAAAGACCAAGUUGCCGAUCGUCGAGGAUCUGCGAUAGCCACAUCGACAUGGCCACAGCGCAUGUGUACUUGUGGCUAUGGCCAUUAUUUUGUGAAGGUAUCAAGAUCUCACAAAAAUCCUGGCUGUGCAUAUUAUGUUUGCCCCCCGGCCCGUGCAAUGUGUUAAUCGGACUGGUUAGUGUGACGAAUCAGGACCAUGACCCUGGGUCAACCGAUGUCAUGCAGUUACGAGCUGAUGUAGUGCACAUUAUUAGUACGUUGCGUGUAAUGAAAACGGUGAUUUGUGUGUUGUGUGUCAUGGUCAUCAUCUUAUUAUUGCAAAUGUAAACCCCGUAAAUCAUUACCCUUGUACAUAAGUACUGUUUUGAAGAAGUAAUGUUUUGAACAUGUAACUGCAUUGUGAUCGUUUGUAUGUCAACGCUAUAUGUUGUUAGUAAUUAUCGUACUAGUUUUGUUUAACUUUGUGAAAGUUGUCUUUUUCAUAUGGUUCAUAGUUUAUUGUCUGAAAUGUAUUCAUCAACUGGGUUCUAAUGUAUACAAUACGUCCUCACAUUAGUCGAAUGACUGCAACAUAGUCGUCUCCUUGCACCCCGUCUAAGAAUAAAAGGGUUGGCCCAUCAGUUACUGAAGGAAUUGUUGAUGACUUCAAUCAUGCACAUAAGGCGAACUGGGACAAUGCAGUGUGUUAGGGACGCAAUAUUAGCGGGCCGAUGGGUAGGUACAACCAUAACCAAAACAGGGUAUAACGAAAUUGCACUAAAAUUCGCUAAGCACACGGGUAGACGUCAUGAAAUUACACGGCUGAAGAACGAGUACAACAAUUUGAAAAGGGAAUGGCAGGCUUGGAACAAGUUGAUGGAUAGCAGUAAGGGUGUGACAGGGAUUGGGUUUGACUGGGAAAUCGGGUUGUUCACAACGUUAGAAGAAUGGUGGGAAAAUCUUAAAUCGACAAACAAGAUAGCUUAUAAAUUCAAGACGAAACCAUUGGAGCAUGAAGAGUUUAUGCACGAAGUAUUCGCCGGUGCAACUGCGACUGGCAAACACCAUUGGACACCGGGGGGAAGGCUGCUGAUGUUGGCGAAGGCGAAUCCGACUCAGUGGACUCUCCUGGGUUGGUACCAUUUACCAAGCCAUAUAGAUCGGUUGUUCACUCACCUCCAAACUCCCCCACCGUCCACCUUGAAGAAGCAGACCCUGGGACAAAGAGGAAAAAUAGAGGUAACACUAGUGGAAAGUCGAAAAAGAUCUCUAGUGGAGCAUCAGUGCUUGCGGAUAGUUUUAAUCAUCUGUCUAAGGCGAUUUAAGCACAGAAGCACCUGACGGUCAGGCACGGAAUUGGUGCAUCGCAGAAGUAUGGCAUUGAGCCAUGUAUGCAACAGCUUAUGGCUAUCCCGGACUUCAUCAGUACCCCCCUAUUCCAUUUCGCCUGCAUUGUGUUAGAGAAUGCGGAUUAUCAGGGAAAUAUUGAUAUGCGUGCUAGAUGAUGAGAAUGUAGUUAGUUGGCUUGCGACAUUACAGGCUUCAAAAGGGCUGUGAGUACUUGGGUUUGGUCCGUUAGGCAAAAAUAGGACCGGAAAUGAUUUGUUGUAGUGUGGUUUUUGUGGACAAAUUCUGUGGGUAUCUCUUUUGUUUUGUUUUGUGUGGUUACACUGCGCUGUAGUUACUGUUACUUUGUGUUUGGUGAACGCUACCUACUUUUGUGUUACACAAUAUAGGACCAUGGUGUAACCUUUACUUUUUUGGCAUUGUGAACUUUAAUGGUUGAAUGUAAUGUAAUGGAGAGUUGAUGUGUUCAACUUUAAUGGUUCAAAUAUGCUUAGUUUACAAGUGGAUAAUUGAUGUGAGUGUUGUGUGCAUUGUAGGAGUCAUCAAUUGCGAAAUGUGGAAAGGUGAAAAAAGCAACUACGGAAAUUACGAUGAUGUAAUCAUCGAACUCGUUGAAGAAGAAGAAGACCUACAAAACAACGUAAUCGGUGAUGCUGCGCAGCAUGUAAUGGAAUAUUACCUGAAGUACAUAAAGAAGAUCCCAUGCCGAACUUCUGUUAUGACCGGUCGUGCCUGAAUUCAAGAAUUAUUUGAUGGGCACGUAUGUAGGGGUGAGCAAAAUUUGCAUAUACCGCUGUAUGUGUUUCAAUCGUUGUGUGACACAUUGCGAAGCGACUUCGGUUUACGGGUACCUACAAGACCCCAUGGAUUACACAGUGAAGAAAGUGUUGCGAUGUUCAUCCAUACGUUGGACGGCUGCACUAACCGAAAAAUUCAGGAAUGAUUCCAACACUCGGGAGAAAUGUGUCUCGACAUUUCCAUGCAGUGUUGGAAGCAAUGAAGUUGUUCACAGAAGUGCAUUGUAAGCCCACUAGAGAUCAAAAUAAUAGGCAUCCAUAUUAGCGAUCCAGAGGGAAAUACAUGCCUUUCAAGGUUACCAUAUUAGUUACCGUUAUUAGUUA
Molecule: messenger RNA, 2548 nt
Organism: Camellia sinensis
Lineage: Eukaryota; Viridiplantae; Streptophyta; Magnoliopsida; Ericales; Theaceae
Source: RefSeq, a predicted model, not a curated record